This is a messenger RNA of Anoplopoma fimbria (sablefish), 1635 nucleotides long. RefSeq names its product snail family zinc finger 2 (gene snai2). Bases 129 to 911 code for a protein of 260 amino acids. Gene Ontology annotation, biological process: regulation of DNA-templated transcription. The transcript is spliced from 3 exons. NCBI's taxonomy places the organism in Eukaryota, Metazoa, Chordata, Actinopteri, Perciformes, Anoplopomatidae. Gene Ontology annotation, molecular function: DNA-binding transcription factor activity, RNA polymerase II-specific; RNA polymerase II cis-regulatory region sequence-specific DNA binding. The record is from RefSeq and is a predicted model, not a curated record.
AGCGCCGCACCAUGACACUCCACUGGACUUAAGCAAUAAGGAUUUCCGUCUCCACGCCAGUCAACGCGCAGCUGUAUCUUUCACGAAACAAAGUUUGGAAAAAGUUGUCCACUUGUUUUUUUUCCAAGAUGCCACGCUCUUUUCUGGUCAAGAAACACAUAAACUCCGCAAAGAAGCCAAAUUACAGUGAGCUGGAGAGCCCAACAGUGUUCUUCACGCCGCACAUCUACCGGGGCAUCCCCCUGCCUGUCAUCCCCCAGCCGGAGAUCCUGAGCCCGGGUGCGUACAGCCCCAUCACCGUGUGGACUACCAGCAACCUGCCUCUGUCUCCGCUCCCCAGUGACCUCUCGCCCAUCUCGGGAUACCCAUCAUCUCUCUCCGACGCGUCCUCCAAAGACCACAGUGGCUCCGAAAGCCCGAGGAGCGAUGAGGAUGAGCAGAUGCUGCCCAAGCUGACAGACCCACACGGGGUCGAGGCGGAGAAGUUCCAGUGCAGUCUGUGCAGCAAGUCCUACUCCACGUACUCUGGACUGCUCAAGCACAAACAGCUGCACUGCGACGCCCAAACGAGGAAAUCCUUCAGUUGUAAAUACUGCGAGAAGGAGUACGUGAGCCUGGGAGCUCUCAAGAUGCACAUCAGGACUCACACGUUGCCUUGCGUUUGCAAAAUAUGCGGGAAGGCUUUCUCCAGACCGUGGCUGCUCCAAGGACACAUCAGGACGCACACCGGAGAGAAGCCGUUCUCCUGCCCUCACUGCAACAGGGCUUUCGCGGACAGGUCCAAUCUCAGGGCUCACCUACAGACCCACUCGGAUGUGAAAAAAUACCAAUGCAAGAACUGCUCCAAAACCUUCUCCAGGAUGUCUCUUCUGCACAAGCAUGAGGAAUCUGGUUGUUGUGUAGCACACUGAACUGGAGAUACUUUUCCACCUACCAGCAGAAGAAAAAAAAAAAAAAAAAAAAAAAGCCCCUCUUGUUGCUUCUUUAUUUUUCCAGGAGAACUGUCAAGGAAUCACAUCGAAGGGGGGUUUGUUCCCAAAUAUGCAGACUUUUAUUUUUUUUUUCUACUUCGAGCGGUCCAUUUCAUUUCAAAGUGAGAAAUAACUCUGUGCUCACGUGCUCCUCGUUUUCAAGCAGUGUUUCUGUGUCGAGCGUUGUCAUGUCUUGUACUCACCUACCUGUGCUAUUCAUGCACUUUUCCCUGCAUGUCUAGAAUGUUUUGUAUGCCUUAUCAAUGUUAUUUUCAGUGUUUUGUAUAAUGUCUAUCAAUGGCUGUUAUGCAGUCCUCCACUUUCUUUUUAUACGCACCACACAAACGAUACCAAAAGGCGCAUUAUGAAUGACAGUACACAUGUAACUAGAGGAAUACUGAAGCCAUUGUUACUUAGGGAACAAGUGCAAACUUUAGGUUUUUAGGGUGAAAUUAAUAUAACUUUUGCACAGUCAUUAGAAACAGUUUGCCAGCACUCAAAAAGCAGAACAAACCUUCUCAAGUGCCUCAGUUUUUCUUGGCAAUAAUAUGUAUUAUUCAACAGUUUCCUGUUAUAUUUUUAUAUAUUGAAUGUAAGCGUGACUGAGAUGAUUGUAUAUUUACAGUGGAAACUGUGAUGCUGAAUGACUUUUGAUAUUUUCAUA